Messenger RNA from Pieris brassicae (large cabbage white), 935 nucleotides. Its product is annotated as ornithine carbamoyltransferase, mitochondrial-like. Gene Ontology annotation, cellular component: mitochondrion. The transcript is spliced from 6 exons. Gene Ontology annotation, molecular function: ornithine carbamoyltransferase activity; amino acid binding. The record is from RefSeq and is a predicted model, not a curated record. Gene Ontology annotation, biological process: L-citrulline biosynthetic process. Bases 47 to 895 code for a protein of 282 amino acids. NCBI's taxonomy places the organism in Eukaryota, Metazoa, Arthropoda, Insecta, Lepidoptera, Pieridae.
AUCAUCCCCUAAACAUCUCAUAUGCUUCAAGAACUGGACUGGUGACAUGGUUAUGGAAAUAAUAAACAGUGCACUAAGUUUAAAGUGCAAUUUAUGUGACACACAUGGGAAGCGAUUGGAUUUGUUGGAAAAUUCAAAGAUAAUGAUACUACAAGAAGUCAAUGCACCAGUGUUAAACAUGGCUGUCUCCAAAGCAGCAACUUUACUUGGCGCUGAUGCUGUUAAUAUUGUUGAUCGACUGAUUUGGAACCAUGAUUAUAAUGGCCGAGUUUUUUCAUUUAUGGCGGAUGCGAUUUUCGUAGCAACAUCCACACAUUCAUGCCUUCAAAGGUUUGCGCAGCAAUCUUCGGUGCCCGUGAUUUGUAUGACAUCUAGAACACAUUCGACUAUACAAGCAAUGGCUACUAUCAUGACAAUUAUUGAAGAAUUUGGGACAAUUAGAAAAUUAAACAUAGCAUAUUUUGGCUCUCCACAUCCAGUUCUUAACUCAUAUUUGUUGCUUUGUCCAAUCCUUGGAGCUAAUAUCAAAUUUAAAUGUUGCUGUUCUAAGCAACCAGUAAGCCCUCUCCUAUACAAGACUGGUGAGACAUUAUGUGCACAGUCCCAUACCAGCCUUGAAGCAUGCACAGACAAGAACAAAGCUCUUGGUAAGGCUGAUGUUGUAAUAGCAGGUCCAGAAAAUGUCAGAAAGUUGAGUGAAUUUAAGCUGUGUUACCAGGAUAUUGAAAAACUGGCUUGCCCCUCAUGGAUAUUUCUUCAUACUUGUCCAAGGGGCAAAGAGGUGGAUGACAACCUUUUUUUUCAUGAUCGUGCAAGAACAUUUGUAGCUUUUGAAAAUUUUCAAUACAUUGCUGCAGCACUUAUGGCUUCAGUUAUAAAGGACCAUACAUUUUGAAAUAAAUAAUUUAAUUAAAACUAGUAUAAUUGGUGGAAAC